This is a messenger RNA of Sarcophilus harrisii (Tasmanian devil), 4327 nucleotides long. RefSeq names its product fucosyltransferase 10 (gene POFUT3). NCBI's taxonomy places the organism in Eukaryota, Metazoa, Chordata, Mammalia, Dasyuromorphia, Dasyuridae. The record is from RefSeq and is a predicted model, not a curated record. Gene Ontology annotation, cellular component: Golgi membrane. Gene Ontology annotation, molecular function: alpha-(1->3)-fucosyltransferase activity. The coding region runs from base 686 to 2119 and encodes 477 amino acids. The transcript has 5 exons.
GUCUCUGCGGCUGCGCAGGGCUGGCUUCUCCGUGCCCGCGGGAGGCGUGGUUUGGACAACACGUCUCUGCGGCUGCGCAGGGCUGGCGGCUGGAGUAUCCACCGCAGCUUCUGGGCGACGUUCUUCUUUCUGGUCUACCCCGAUGCUCCGCGCAUUCUGGCUCGCGACAUCCUUGGGGCUGGGAGAGCCUAGAGGCGGCUCCCCUCGGGUGGCCGCCGGGGGUGGGGAGCCCCGCUGACGUCUCUCUAAGCCCCGAGGUGGGUAGCGCGGGCGGUGUUAUUCUUUUAUUGGGGGCGGGGCGCGCCUCAUUGCUCGCCGGACCCUGACGACCACCUGCAGCCUGUGGGGCGUCCUGCUGGAGCAGCGUGGCGCGUCCUGGGGACCUGAAGGGCGAGGGACGACGGAGGGAUUGCUGUGUCAGCUUCCUUGCGCCGGAGUACCUAGUGCAAGCUGCUGGGAGAGAAGCUGGAAAAAAGACCACUCAGGAUCUCCUAGAUGUGGAGCCAGCCACACUCAGUACACCAGAGCUUAGUCCUUCAUGGAGACCAUCUUCCAGCCAGAAUGGCAGUGGAGGAGAAUGACUUGCAGAUGGUCCCCUCACUGGAGGCUGGAUCAGAGCGUGGACUGCAGAGGAAACACCUGGUAGGAAGUCUCAACUUCCAUCUCUCCUCCCAGGUAGUGCAGCAUGGUGAGAAUCCGGAAGAAGCAGCUCUGGGCAUCCUGCCUGUGUAUCACAGUAGCAUCCUUUCUUCUCAUUUCAUUCCAGGUAGUCAGUGAGCUUGGCAAAUUUGAAAGACUGAAGAUAGAAAACUCUAAUCUGAAAGAUGGGCAGCAAAAACCUGAAGAAGCCACCAAACAUCUCCAUCUAUUUCUUAAGAAAGGACUGUACCAGAAUAAGAAGAAGAUAUCCAAAGCAGACAGCUAUCCUAUCAUGCUCUGGUGGUCCCCACUGACUGGGGAAACAGGGAGAUUAGGUCACUGUGGAGCAGAUAGCUGCUUUUUUACCAUCAAUCGGAGCUACCAGCAUCACCAUCUGACCAAAGCAUUCCUGUUCUAUGGUACUGAUUUUAGCAUAGACAGCUUGCCUCUGCCUCGGAAAGUCCAUCAUGACUGGGCUCUCUUUCAUGAAGAGUCUCCUAAAAACAACUACAAGCUCUUCCAUGAGCCUGUCAUCACACUGUUUAAUCAUACGGCUACCUUCAGCCGCCAUUCCCACUUGCCAUUAACCACUCAGUAUCUAGAAAGUGUAGAUGCUCUGAAGUCACUAAGGUACAUGGUUCCUCUGCACACCAAAAACAGCCUGAGACAGCGCCUGGCCCCACUGGUGUACGUGCAGUCUGACUGCGACCCACCUUCAGACCGGGACAGUUAUGUGCGGGAGCUGAUGAGUCACAUCCAAGUGGACUCUUACGGUGAAUGUCUGCGAAACCGAGACCUCCCUCCACAGCUGAAAAACCCAGCUUCUAUGGAUGAUGAUGGCUUCUACCGGAUCCUUGCACAGUACAAGUUCAUCCUUGCGUUUGAGAAUGCAGUCUGUGAUGACUACAUCACAGAGAAGUUCUGGCGACCUCUGAAGCUGGGCGUGGUCCCUGUGUACUACGGCUCACCCAGCAUCACUGACUGGCUUCCCAGCAACAAAAGUGCCAUUUUGGUAAAUGGGUUUUCUCACCCUCGGGAGCUGGCAGGCUUCAUCAAACAGCUGGAUAACAAUGACAAAGAAUACGAGGCCUACAUAGAAUGGAAACUGAAGGGUGAGAUCUCCAACCACCGGCUUCUCACGACUUUGAAGGAGCGCAGGUGGGGUGUACAGGACAUCACACAAGACAACUACAUUGAUGCCUUUGAAUGCAUGGUGUGUAACAAGGUGUGGGAAAACAUCAGGCUGCAAGAGAAGGGCUUUCUCCCUAAAAGGUGGAAUGCAGACGUGACACACCUGAGCUGCCCCAAACCCCAGGCUUUUGCCUUCCCUAUUCCAGCUCUACAAUGGACCUCUCUGCGUGAGAUGUGGAUCCCGAGCUUUGAGCAGUCCAAGAAGGAAGCCCGAGCCCUGCGGCAUUUGGUGGAGAGGAAUCAGAAUUUCACUGCACAAGAGUUCUGGGCCCUAGUAUUCAAAGACUGACUUCAACAAGCCCUUAGGAUCAUUGAUUUAGAGCUACUAUAUUAUAGCUUUAGGCCCUGCCCAGACACGAGCCACAGAAUUGAUGUUGUUUGCCUCAUGGGUGUGGGACGCUGCUCUUUAGGUUGCCUUAAUAACAUUUUAAGUCAAUAAUGAUAAGAAAGUUGUUUUGUUGACUUAUCCUCUAGGAUAGGAAUUAAUUGGUGCAGUAUUCACAAUAAGCUCUAUCAGAUAAUUCCCAUGAAGUACUCUUAGAAGUCACCCUAUAUUUUUAUAUUUAAAAAAUAUUUCUAGUAGACAUUAAUUUUAUCCACUUUAAAUGGCUAGAUUAAAAUUCCUGCUGCCUUUAUAUUAAGAUCCAUGUCAAUGGACAGUGUCCAUUUCAGUGCCUGGGACAGAUGGCAUGUGGACGUGUUUUGCACAUUCUGUGUCAGAUGUUCCUACCCUCAGAAAGACCAUUUCAUGGUCACUGGGUAGCAACCUUUCUGUCAGCCAAGCAUGAAAGAGAGAAGCAUGAGAGCUCGGUCCUGGGAAGUCCCUCUCUGCUAUCCAGAGAAUGAGCAAAGUCAACUCACAAUCUUGCCUUCAGGAAGCCUCCAAGCUCUAUGUGGGUGUGAGUGAUUUGUACUAGUGGUCACCUUAAGAACCCCAAGUGAUAUGAUAAAGAGAGCACUGGACCUGAAAUUAGGAAGUCCUAGAAUCAGAUCCUGUUUCUGAAACUUUUAGUUCUAUGUCCCUCAACCACUUCUCAAAGCUUCCAGCUCCUUGUCUAUAAAUUGGGGAUAAUAAUACCUAUUUCACAGUGUUGUUGUAAGGGUCAGAUAAGCUUGUAUAUGUUAACUUUAAAAUGUUACAGGAACAUCCAUUAUUAUUAAUCCCUGCCUCAUCCCCCCAGAAAAAAAUUUGGAUACUCUUGGUAAAGCUGAAAGAUUAUGCUUUUUGGGAUUUCCUGGCCCUAGCGUAUUCUAAGAUUUAGAGCUAAAAAGAGACAUGGAGGUCACCUACUCACCAAGAAAGAGGCAAGCAGGCUGACAGAGUAAGAGUCAGUUUGGAUCCCAACUUAGCCACUUACUGCUUGCGUGGUCUUGGAGAAGUCACCUUUCUUUUCAGGGAGUAGACUCUGGUCUUGGUUUCCUUCUCUCUAAAAUGAAGAGAUUGCAUGAGAUGGCUUCUGAGUCCCUUCCACCUCUGAAUCCAUGAUCCUUCAAGAUCCAAAGUGCGGUAGAGAGAGCAAGUCACUGGCCAAAGGAGCCUCCUUCCUCCUGGCUCACCCUGGCAACACAACCAAGAUUUGUAUCCACAUCCCACUAAUGUUUUCCACAACGUAAUUUUCCUAUAACAGGAUAUUGGAUUAGUGGUAAAGCUUGGUCCAGAAUUCAGGUCUCCUUGCCUGAAUCUGGGAUUCUUUUCUACAUUCUCAUUUGUCCACCUCAGGAAGCCAGGAAAAAAAAAGAAAAAUAAUCUCUAUUCACAAGGACCUGACAUUCCAAUGGAUGGGACAAGAAAUACAUUUUUAAAAAUACAAAAUACAUUUGAAAUGAAUGGUUGCAACUCUUAAUUACAAGGUAGUUGGGGGAGAGGGAUGACAGAGAGUUCUAGCACCUAGAGGAUCAGAGAAGGCUUCAUGUAAAAGGUGAUGUUUAAGGCAUAUCUUGAAAGAAGACAUGAAAGGAAGGAGAGAGUACAUUCCAGGGAGGGGGCACAGCCAAUACAAAUGCAUGGAGAUGGUAGAUGGAGCAUGCAUGAGAGAGGAAAAGAGCGAAGGCUAGUUUGGUUGACUCAGAGGGAAGAGUAAUUUCCAAUGAGCUGGAAAAAUUGAGGCCAUAUGGAGAUCUUUAAAAACUAAACAGAAUUUUAUAUUUUAUAUUAGAGGCAACUGGAAUAUUUGAUCAAGUAGGGUCUUUACGUGGUCAUGAGCUGUGUUUAAAGAAAAUUUACUUUCUAGGAAGAGGCCUUGCAGGGUAUAUGAUUUCUUGCUGUCUAGUUCCUGCUGGGCCUGGCAUCUUCAUCAAAAACAAUUCCCUUCUUGUUACACUUGAGAACAGAACUCAAGAGAUUAAUUUGAUUAGGAGAGAAAAGAACCAAGUCUGCUCUUUACUAACCAGGUGAUGGCAGACAAGGCACUUCCUUUUUCUGGGCAAUUUCCUCAAUUCCUACAAAGCCAUUGGCUGAGAGGAAUUCCCAUGUCUACAAUUUUUUUUUUUUUUUUUU